CACCAAUCUGAGAGCACAGCGGGUGAAAAUGAAGGGAUUUUCUAAAUCUGGUGCCGUAGUGUUGUUCCGUGCACCGCCUAGCGCGCAUCGCUGAGUCCCUGAUAGCGCGAUAACCAGCAGCCGGAUUCCGCACAUGCAGCGCUACAGUUCUGAACCGCUGAUUCUGCCGCAUUGUCCGGCACAUCUGUGACAGGAUGGAAGGGGAUGAAAGUCAAGCAGGAUUUAGGGCAGUCGACAAAACAAGCAUCGAAUCACUGGAACAGUCUGAGAAUCCUACCCAGUGGUGCAUCAGCCCAACUGUACAAUGCCCUUAGAGGAUGGAAAUGGAUGGAAAAAGAAGACUACUGAUAUCAAAGAAAAAUACGAUUUCAAGGAGGUCUUGGGGACGGGGGCAUUCUCUGAGGUAGUGCUGGCUGAAGAGAAGAGUACCCAGCGGCUGGUGGCUGUCAAGUGCAUCCCUAAGAAGGCACUGGAGGGAAAGGAGAACAGCAUCGAAAAUGAGAUUGCUGUGCUGCACAGAAUAAAGCAUGAGAAUAUAGUUUCACUGGAGGACAUUUUCGAGAGUCAGUCUCAUCUGUACCUGGUCAUGCAGCUGGUUUCUGGUGGAGAGCUGUUUGAUAGAAUCGUGGAGAAGGGCUUCUAUACAGAGAGAGAUGCCAGUAAGCUCAUUCAUCAGAUUUUAGAUGCUGUGAAGUAUCUGCAUGACAUGGGCAUCGUGCACAGAGAUCUGAAGCCAGAGAACCUGCUGUACUACAGUAUGGAUGAAGACUCCAACAUCAUGAUCAGUGAUUUUGGACUGUCAAAAAUCGAAGACUCUGGGACUGUGAUGUCAACGGCCUGUGGAACGCCUGGAUAUGUAGCCCCUGAGGUCCUGGCGCAGAAACCUUACAGCAAAGCGGUUGACUGCUGGUCUAUAGGAGUCAUUUCUUACAUUUUGCUAUGUGGCUAUCCUCCAUUUUAUGACGAAAAUGAUGCCAAGCUGUUUGAACAAAUUCUGAAGGCGGAGUAUGAGUUUGACUCUCCGUACUGGGACGACAUAUCAGACUCAGCUAAAGACUUCAUAUGCCACCUAAUGGAGAAAGAUCCCACGCUGAGAUACACGUGUGAACAGGCCUUACAGCACCCAUGGAUUUCGGGAGAUACUGCUCUUGAUAAGAACAUCCACGAGUCCGUCAGUGCUCAGAUUAAGAAGAACUUUGCCAAAAGUAAAUGGAAGCAAGCCUUCAAUGCCACAGCGGUGGUCAGGCACAUGAGGAGGCUGCAGCUGGGCACCAGCCUGGAGGGCUCAAGCCAAAUCACAUCCACCAGCCCCUGCCAUAGACACCUGCUUCUGCCAGCCAAGGAGCAGCAGCAAGAGGAGGAGGAGGAACAAGAGGAGGAGAGCGGUUCUCCUGGUGGAGACGGUCGGCGUGGAAGCGCUGAUCGAGACAGUCUGAGAAGCUGUGCGUACUGCUGCCGACCCGCCAGCAGGAUCUGAGAGACCUAGCAGUGUGCAGAACCCAGAGGAACCCAGCAGAUCUCAUUACACACAUACUCCUACCACCACCAGUCUGGCUCUGAACACGGAGCUAUUCCAUCAGUGUCCAACAGAGGGAGCUAGUGCAAGUAGAAAGGAGCAUGGAAUGAAGAUUAAAGAAGAGAUGAUCACAGAGGAGUUUGAACACUUUACAUGAUGGCCUGACAUUUAUCCCUCAUUCUCUUAUUACACCCACAUUCUAUUUUGUUCUGCUUCAUAUCCCAACCAAAGAAAAUCAUAUUUGUGUGCAACUGUGAGACUCUUUUGAGAGUUGUUAGAAGAAUUAGACUCCAUUUAUGACCUCUAAGGAGAGUUUGGGUGCUUUUGGUAAAUCAAUGGUCAUUUCUAUAAAUCAGACAGGUUGUGAUUUGUUAGUUAAGCACUAAAAAGAGCAUUUAAAGAACUCAAGGUAAUCAUACUCCCCCAUGAUCUUUGUUAGGCUUGAUUUUAAAGUUCCCUUGCCUUAAUCCAUGGUGUAUUUACUCUAAGUAAGGUCUAUGCAGUGUCUGUAUCACUGACCCUGUGUCCUGCGUCAGACUGGUUCUGAAAUAUCGGAUGGUAAUGCACAGCUUUGAGCUGGAGCCUCUGCAUGUGUGAUUGGGACUGUGGUUUCAGGUCUAUGGAAGUCAAUGGAGAGGGAAAGAAUGGCUGUCCUGGCAAAGGCUCAAACUGAGAUCCCUGCACCAUACCGUCACCCAACAUCAGCAUAUGUGAACAGACAUGAGCUGUUUGAUGGUGAGGGGCUAGGUGUGAGACUAAAAUGCACUUCUAACCCUAAAAAUAUUUAAUGUUAGUCCCUGAAGCAGACUCCUGUUCUACUCUAUAAAAAUAAAGGUGUCAAACAGGGUUCUUUGGGGCAAUGCCAUGUUUGGGUUUCUAAUAAAUAAGGGUAUAAUGUUUCACAACAUGCAUUUUUUGAUACACCAAAGUAAGGAGUAGCUGAAAAUGUGCCUUACAUUAAUAUGUUAAUGUUUCUACUUUUGGUUUAUUAGAGCAUUCAACAAUAUAAAAGUACAACAUACUUUUAUAUUAUAUAACAAAAGCUGUUCCAUAGACACCAAACUGAUGGUCUACCCACAAACUAACAUGUUAGCCCCAAGCUAAAGGCUGUAAGGUAACAUGUUAGUCACAACACAUCAAUAUGCUGCAGUAUGUUAUUGUUGCAUUCCUUUUAAGGAACAUUUCUACAGAUGGUUCUUUAGAGCAGUUGUUCUCAAACCUGUUUUCAGGGAACCCCAGGUUUUGGCUCUACAUCUUUUUUGGGAUAGAGCACAAAUGUGUAUCGUCUGGGCAUCCCUGAGGAUCAGUUUGCAAGCCACUGUCUCAGGGAACCAUUUUUGUAAAUGAAAAUUGCAAGUGUGAACAUCCUUCACAUAAUAUAAAGUUUUGUUUUAUUUUACCAGAACUAUAUAUCCAAGCCAAGAACCAUUUAGGAGCUAGGGAUGCACAAUGACAUUGAAAUCAUAUCAUUAUGAGCAGAUAAAAAAACUGUAUAAUUAAAUAAAUAUCAUAUUUCUCUGUGAUGCAAUUGCAAGUAGAUGUAGUCCCACUUUCUACGUUUUAUAAUUGUUUACGUAGCAGAAUUAGCAAUGGUAGAUAUGAACAUGAAAUAUAUUGAAUAUUGGCAUAGCCCCGCCCUUCUCACAUUGGUGCAUCCCUGUUUGGGAACCUUUAUUUUUUAAGAGGGUUUGUAAGCAUUUCAGUCUUUUUUCUAGCUGCACUGUUUUUGAAUUCAGUAGGGAAUACCUGCUCAGUACCAUUCAGAAACAUUCAGCAGUGUAGAAUGGGCUAUAGGCAUAUGUAACAUAUGCGUGACUGAGAAGCGAGUGCUGGGUGUUAGUAGUGUGUGAAGGGCUUGUUUGGUCUCUGACGUGUUUGGGCAGGGAUCUCAGCUUCGGGCUGUUGGCUGUAAUCUGUAUUGUGCUCCUCUGAGAAGACGUCUAAUGUUUGCAUGACCUCGUAAAUGUUUACAUAAGCGAUGAUAAACAUAUGAGAAAUAGAUAUUAUUAUUAACACUAUGCUAAUACAAGAAGACUGACAAACUUUUACUGUAUAUGACGUUGGAGACAAGGUAUUUUGGCACUAACGGGGGCAAAAGUUUUGAAUACUGCGUAAAAUGCACUUGAUAGAUAACAGUGUCAUUUUUUUUCCUCAUACUACUUGGAAUACUGUUUGUACAACAGAUAUUGUUUAAAGCCCUUAAAACAUUUUGUCUGACACUUAAAGAUUAAGAAUAAUGUGGUGACAUUAACAGACUUUUAUUUUGCCAUUUUGUUGGUUUGUUUUUAAAACUUGGUCUAAUUUCAGAGCGAAUUUCACCAUCCAAAAACAGAAGAAAACAGCCAUCAGAAUAGUAUUAAUUGUCCUCCUACUGCUACAACCUGACUUGGUGCUUAUAAUGGGCACCAAAUAACUCAGCUAAACCAAGUACUACAAUCAGUAGAGCAGUAUGUGACAGUCUAUAUUAAAACUGAGCAGAACAUUUAUAAAUGAUUUAGGCUUAGCAUUGGCAAGCACAGUAUUAUGAUUAAGAAUGCAACUCAAUGGCUCUAAUAUCUGAUUUGAUUUCUUCCCAUUUUGAGUAAAUAUUCAAUUUCAUUGUUUUAAGUGAGAACAGAUGCACUUGUCAAUUUCAAAUGGAAAAGAGACACAACUAUGUGCAUUAUAUAUAUAAAAAAUGAUGUAUAGGAAGAUUGUAUAUCUUUUUUUUGUAAAAGCUGUUUUGAGCUACAAAUGUAUGGAUGCAAUGCAUCAUGGGUUAUUGAUGGAGUAACAAAGAGCCAAUGAUUUGUACCCUUGAGGAUAUUGUAGCAGGUUAUGAAAUAAACACUCUUGUCUAUGCA
Messenger RNA from Pygocentrus nattereri (red-bellied piranha), 4359 nucleotides. It is a transcript of the gene camk1a, whose product is annotated as calcium/calmodulin-dependent protein kinase Ia. Gene Ontology annotation, biological process: peptidyl-serine phosphorylation. Gene Ontology annotation, molecular function: calcium/calmodulin-dependent protein kinase activity; calmodulin binding; ATP binding. Gene Ontology annotation, cellular component: intracellular anatomical structure. The coding region runs from base 305 to 1477 and encodes 390 amino acids. The transcript has 12 exons. NCBI's taxonomy places the organism in Eukaryota, Metazoa, Chordata, Actinopteri, Characiformes, Serrasalmidae. The record is from RefSeq and is a predicted model, not a curated record.